Molecule: messenger RNA, 946 nt
Organism: Pieris rapae (cabbage white)
Lineage: Eukaryota; Metazoa; Arthropoda; Insecta; Lepidoptera; Pieridae
Product: odorant receptor 2a-like
Exons: 7
Coding region: 1-771 (256 amino acids)
Biological process (GO): detection of chemical stimulus involved in sensory perception of smell; sensory perception of smell
Cellular component (GO): plasma membrane
Molecular function (GO): odorant binding; olfactory receptor activity
Source: RefSeq, a predicted model, not a curated record
AUGGUCAAUGACUUAGAACAAGAGUUAAUUUGUGAGAAAAGAGAGAGUGGAAAGAAGAUAAUUGCAAGGUAUCCCUAUGAUACGACUCAGUCGCCCGCGUAUGACUUGACAUACAUUCAUCAGUGCGUAGCAGUGGGACUGGCGGCCACUGUAAACAUCAGCGUAGACACGGUGGUGACGUCAUUGGUGGCGCUCUGUUGUUGCCGCAUGCAACUGUUGUCUCUAUCACUGCAAACACUCUUUGACGACUUGCCAUUGCAAACUACGAGUCUCCUUCAUCCGUCAGUAGAGCUGGUAGCGUGGGACCGUCUAAGGGAAUGCAUACAUCAGCACAAAACAACGCUAAAUGCGACAGCUUUGUUGCAACGCUGCUUUUCGUUGCCCGUGCUAGCGCAGUUCACCGUCUCCGUGUUAAUUAUAUGUGCAACUGCAUACCAGCUGGCUUUUGAAACCGCAAACUUUAUCCGUAUGGCGUCGAUGAUGUUCUACUUGAUCGUAAUGAUGUAUCAAGUGUUCAUUUACUGUCAUCAAGGAAACGAGAUUCAAGUAGAGAGUGAGGCAGUUUGUGAUGCGGCAUACGGCAGUGAAUGGGUGGUCUGCACACCACGCAUGCGCCGCGCCUUGGUUUUGCUGAUGACGCGUACACGCUGCCCCGUCAUACUAAGCGCUGGCGGGCUUGCAAACCUCUCACUGAAAACUUUCAUGGGGAUAAUUAAAGCAUCGUACACAUUCUUCACGGUUCUACAAGGAGCUGGUACCGGGACAAAGUAGUGUGGUCUCUUUAAAUUGAUUCCGUAGUGAAUCUCAUAAAGUUAUAUUUUAAUAACGCACACAUCACGCUUAAUAUACCCAGCUACGUACGAAUAAUAAUAAUAAUAGUGUUUUAUUGCAAGAAUAUGGUACAAUCGUUAGUUUUCAUAAUCUGCCACACAAUGGCGCGCAAAAU